AUGUAUCGAAAGGAAGGAAUUGAAUGGAAUUUUAUUGAUUUUGGUCUUGAUUUACAGCCUACUAUCGAUCUUAUCGAAAAACCAUUAGGUGUUUUGUCACUGUUGGACGAGCAGUGUAUAUUUCCGAAGUCAACUGAUAAAUCGUAUGUGGAGAAACUGAUUGCCAAUCAGUCAAAACAUCCUAAAUUUAUUAUACCUGAAUUCCGGACGAAAUCGGAUUUCGCUAUUAUCCACUAUGCAGGCCGCGUAGAUUAUGCUGCAGACCAAUGGUUAAUGAAAAAUAUGGAUCCACUGAAUGAUUCGGUUGUGUUUUUACUUCAAAACUCAGGAGAUUCGCUUGUGGCAGAGAUGUGGAAGAAUGCGGAAUUUGCAAGCCUGGGAAUGACUGAUCAAACUGAUAAUGUAUUUGGUGCACGAACUAAGCGAGGAAUGUUUCGCACAGUUGGGCAAACAUACAAAGAGCAGUUAUCACGAUUAAUGAAAACACUGCAGAAUACUUCUCCUCAUUUUGUUCGAUGUAUUAUUCCAAAUCAUGAAAAGAAGGCUGGUGUGAUUAAUGGACUGUUAGUAUUAGACCAACUUCGUUGUAACGGUGUUUUGGAAGGUAUCCGUAUUUGUCGACAAGGCUAUCCAAACAGAAUGCCAUUCCACGACUUUCGUCGAAGAUAUGAAUUGCUUGUUGGUCGAGGAAUUAUUCCUUCUGGUUUCUUGGAUGGAAAGGAAACCGUUAGGCGACUUCUCACUGCACUAGAAGUGGAUGCAAAUCUCUUUCGUAUCGGUCAAUCGAAAGUAUUUUUCCGAUCAGGUGUUAUCGCUGCAUUAGAAGAAAUGCGUGAUAAAGAAUUGCAACGUUUUGUAAUUCAGUUUCAAACCUACUGCCGUGGUUAUCUCUCUCGUCGUUCUUUCAAGAAACUUUUGCAGCACGUUUCUGCGAUUCGAAUAAUCCAGAGAAAUGGUUUAGCUUGGUCACGUCUGAAAGAUUGGAAUUGGUGGAGAUUGUUUGCUAAGGUUAAACCUCUUUUGGAAGUUACUGCAAGUGAAGAAGCUAUAGCUAGCAAGGAAUCAGAAUUGAAAUCUCUACGGGAAACUUUGCUGCAAAAAGAAUAUACUUUGUCGGAUUAUAUGACUCGAAUUGAACAGUUAACGAAUGAUCGUGCGGCAUUACAAAAAUUACUGGAAGAAGAAAGCGUAGAGAAAACGGAAAUUGAAGAUGUGAAAGAUCAACUGUUCUCGAUGAAAAUGCAACUGGAAAAAGAGGUCGAAAGUUUCAGGCACAAGUUUGAGGAAAAGGAAGCUGAAUGUAUUUCGGUUUCUGCGGAAUGUAAAAAGUUAGAGGAUAAUAUAGCAAUUCUUAGAGACCAACUUCGGGUGGAAAAUGAAAAAUACGAACAUUUACAAUUAUCUUAUGCCUCAAUUGAUCAAAAGUUGAAAAAUGUUGGCACAGAGAAGGAUCAAUUUUUUGAAAUAAAUGAAAAGAUGAUGAAGGAAAAAGCACUGCUUGAGGGAAGACUUGCAGCUGCUACUCAAAAAAUUGUUGUCGAAGAAGAGCAAAAUCGACAGAAUGUCAAAUUAAGAGCGAAAUUAGAAGCAAAAAUAACAGAUUAUGAACAGGAGAAUCAAGAGCUUAAGAAGCUCAUUGGAAUGGCAGAAGCAGCAAACCAAAAACUUACCACAGAAAUGCGAGAUGUUCGGGAUGGGAGUGAGGAACUACUGAAAAAGCUGAACGAACUGAGUGCUCAACUUCAAAAGAAAGAUGAGGAAUUAAUUGCAAUUCUCACACGCUGUGAUGAGGAACAAUCGCAAAAACAAAAUUUGAUGAAGCAGACAAAGGAAUUAAUGUUAGAAUUGCAAGAAGUGAAAGAAGAUUUAGAGAACGAAAAAACUCUAAGGACAAAGUCAGAAAAGGGAAAACGGGAUUGUUUGGAAGAGUUAGAAGCAAUGAAACAAGAGCUGAUGGAAUCACAAGACAAAACACAAGCUAACGUUGAAUUACGAACUGAACGUGAGAAGCAGUACUUAUCGAUCAAAAAAGAACUUGAAGAAACAGCAGCACAGCACGAACAAAAUGUUGCAGAAUUGAAGGCUAAGCAUUUGCAACAAUUGAAUUCUGUUAGAAUCGAGAAUGAGCAAUUAAAAAAACAAAUGCAACAGGAAAUUAAAACAAAGAAUCGCAUGGAAAAUGAAUUGCAAGAAAAGAUCGUUGCGAUUCAGCGGAAUCAUUCCGCUAACGUGGAAAAUGAACGGAAAAGAAAAAAUGCUGAGAAUUUAUUAAAUGAAUGGCAAAUGAAAGCUCGGGAAGCAGAAAAGAAUGCUACGGAGUUAAAAUCUGCUUUGACAAAAGUACAAUCAGAGGUUGAAAGACUUACUCAGGAAUUGGAAAGCAAUGAAAAUGUUAUACUAGUUUUGCAUAAGAAAGUGGCAGCUGCAGAAGCUCAGAUCACUGAUUUGAAUGAUGCAAUCAAUCUGGAAAAAUCUCAAAAUGAAUCACUUCGAGAAAAACUACGAACGCAAGAUGAUAAAGUAGAAAACUUGCAAGAAAACAAAGAACAUAAUGAAUUUACCAUUCAGAAGAGUGAAAAGGAGAUAAAUUCUCUGAAGCAGCAGCUGAUUGAUGCAGAAAAGAAAAAUGAUGAAAAAUUAGUUCUACAAGCAGAAGAUUUGCGUAAAAAAUUGAUAAAAGAAGUGGAAAUUUAUAAAAAGGAGCUGGAGCAAACUGAAUAUGCUCGUGCUCGGAGUGAGAAGGCAAAAGAAAAAUUAAUGCAGGAGAAUGAGGAUAUGCUAACCGAGCUGAAUAAACUACGGUUCAGUGUGCGUGAAAUGGAGAAAAAACAGCGGAAAUUUGAUCAAGUGCUCGAAGAAGAAAAGUCAAAUUUGGCAAAAGUUAGCAUAGAACGGGAUAGGCUUGCCCAAGAGCUUCGUGAUCAUGAAUCAAACGCACUAGUGAUAGCAAAGGAAACUGACAAUCUCAAAAGUCGAAUUGCCGAAUUAGAAAACAUUCGAAAUGCGCUGCAAUUGGACCUUGAUAAUGCUGUUACCAUGAAAGAUGAUACUGGUCGCAGUGUUUUGGAGCUUGACCGAAUGAAGCGUCAGUUAGAGACCGAAUUAGCAAACGCAAAAGAAACGAUCAUUGAACUGGAAGAUAAUUUGCAGCUUACCGAAGAUGCAAAACUACGGUUAGAUGUGACGCUACAAGCAACAAAUGCUGAACUAGAUAAAGUUCGCAAUGAUAAAGAGCGAGAUGACGACGAACGGCGUCAAAUGAUGCUACGAAAGCUUGGUGACUUGGAAGGUGAAUUGGAAUCGGAGCGUCGUAAUAGAUCAAUUUUGUUGCAACAAAAACGCAAAUUGGAAGUCGAUCUGCAUCAUUCUUUAGAACAGGUGGAAGUUAUUACUGCUCAAAAAGAGGAAUUUUCACGGCAGCUUCGGAAAUGCAAUUUACAUUUGAAAGAUUUGCAAUUGGAAGUGGAAGAAUUGAAAGAGGUCAAAGAUACAGCAUUGCUGCGGACACAGGAUAUGGAGAAAAGGUUGAAAUCAUUGGAAAAUGAAUUGGCGAGCGCAGCGGAAACAAAUAUGCAAUUAGCCGCAGAUAAGCGCCGUGCAGAGAGAGAAAAGGAUGAUGCUGUGGAAGAGCUUAAUGUUAAAAGUGGCUUAAUGAAUGGUGAAGAAAAGAAAAAAUUGGAAAUGAAAAUUCAUGAGUUGGAAGAACUGCUUGAAGAGGAACAGAGUAACACUGAAUUAGGCAACGACAAACUCAAGAAAGCCCAAAUUCAGCUGGAAACACUGACGACGGAAUUGGCAGCUGAACGUUCAUUAUGCGAAAAGUUAGAAGCAGAUAAGCAGAACUUUGAAAAACAGUGUAGAGAUCUAAAAGUGACAUUAGAGCAAAUGGAAAGUGACACGCGUACACGUAAUCGAGGACAGAUUGCUGCGCUAGAAGCGAAGCUUCAAGCAGCGAAUGAACAGUGUACUCAAAUGGAACAAGAACGAAAUACAGCUAAUCGACAGAUUCGACGUAUGGAGAAGAAAUUGAAUGAUACACUGAUGACGAACGAAGAAGAGAAGCGAAAGAUAGAGCAAUUGAAGGAAAUCGCAGAUCGCGCGAUGGCACGGCAUCGUCAGAUGCGUCGACAAAUCGAAGAUCUAGAAGAGGAAGCCUGCCGCGAACGAACGAAAUGUCGACAAUUGCAAAGAAAUAUUGAUGAUCUGAAUGAAGCCAAUGAAACAUUAACUCGAGAAAAUGCACAGCUAAAGAGCUUAGCAGCACUUGCACGACGCUCUGGACUCAACCGAGCAAGUACUUCACGUUUUGGAAGUGAAACAGACAGCGUUGGACGGGGUGCUCGAAGUCUUGGUGGUGAUAGUACCGAUUUACUGCGACCGAAUUCAGGCUCAACAGCAGGUUCUUAUACAGGAGAUGAUCCAGAUCUUACUGCAAGUUAA
This is a messenger RNA of Acanthocheilonema viteae, 4440 nucleotides long. The record is from the annotation of a GenBank genome assembly. Lineage: Eukaryota; Metazoa; Nematoda; Chromadorea; Rhabditida; Onchocercidae.